GUGCACGGCUCCGACGCUGGGACUGCCCAAUUACAGCCUCCCAUUUCACCUGUAUGUGGCAACUCAACCAGGAACAGCGUCCGGCGUUCUGGCUCAGGAGUAUGGGGGGGCAUGCGACCUUGUGCAUUUCUUUCCAAAUCUCUAGACUCUGUGGCUCAGUGAUUGCCUGCCUGUCUUCGUGCCGUUGCCUCCUGUGCGCUGAUGGUAACUGAUGCUGAGAAGAUCGUUUUGUCCCAUCCCCUGAUUCUGCACACCUCACAUCAGGCUGCUGAGCUAUACGCCCUUACACGCGCCUGUGUCCUGUCUGCUGACCCUGAUGUCACUAUCUACACAGACUCAUGCUAUGCUUUUGGGGUUGCUCAUGAUUUCGGUAGGAUUUGGCAAUCUCGUGGCUUCACUGCCGCCGAUGGUAAGCCCAUUUCCCAUGCAUCACUGGUACAGGAUCUAAUAACUGCCUGUCACCUGCCACGUUCCUUGGCUAUUGUUAAAACCAGGGCUCACUGUUCUGGUGACACGGACGAGGUCAGAGGUAACAGCCUCGCCGAUCGCAUGGCCAAACAAGCUGCAGCCUCACGCCCGCUGCCGCCAGACUUAUCUCCAGCAAUGGUGUCUGUUAAUACCAUGAUCAGUGCUGUUUUACCUGACAUGGAUUUACCUUCCUACAGGCCUCAGCUACUGACGCUGAUCGCGCCUUCUGGGCAAAUCAGGGUUGUACCGGUUCCACAAUUUUGGUCGAUGGUCGGGGUCGUCUUUGCCUUCCACGUCAUUGUACGCCUUUUCUCGUCCGCGAAUUUCAUGGUCCCACUCAUCGCGGACGAAGAGGGUAUUACAUGA
Molecule: messenger RNA, 834 nt
Organism: Silurus meridionalis
Lineage: Eukaryota; Metazoa; Chordata; Actinopteri; Siluriformes; Siluridae
Exons: 2
Coding region: 202-834 (210 amino acids)
Molecular function (GO): nucleic acid binding; RNA-DNA hybrid ribonuclease activity
Source: RefSeq, a predicted model, not a curated record